Anolis carolinensis (green anole) is the source of this 3223-nucleotide messenger RNA. Its product is annotated as ADP-ribosylation factor 6-like. NCBI's taxonomy places the organism in Eukaryota, Metazoa, Chordata, Lepidosauria, Squamata, Anolidae. Bases 537 to 1064 code for a protein of 175 amino acids. Gene Ontology annotation, biological process: protein localization to endosome; vesicle-mediated transport; regulation of dendritic spine development. The record is from RefSeq and is a predicted model, not a curated record. Gene Ontology annotation, cellular component: cytoplasm; ruffle; focal adhesion. The transcript has 2 exons. Gene Ontology annotation, molecular function: GTPase activity; GTP binding.
GCGCAGUGCCGCCUGCCAGGCUGCAGGGAGGAAAAGGGAGUCUUUUUUCUCCUCCUCCUUGAGUCCGCGCCCUUUCCUAUUCCGGGACGGAACCGCAGCAAGAGAAGGCUCUAGCCUGGAAGGGGAAGCAGACCCUGCGGCAAGGAAGGAAGCCUCUUUGGAUGACUUUGCAGCCGGAUCGAGGAGACAGAGAAGCGGCCAAAAAGAAGCAGCGGCAGCAGCGAGGAGAGCCUCCGCCCCGUGGAACGUGGAGCAGCCGCGAACGCGCGUGAUCAUCAAAGCCCCGCCGGUUGUGACGUCAGCGGGGAAAAAACUUUCUUCCCAACGUUCGAAAGGCGCGCUCCCGACAGGCAAAGAGGGCACCCGGGCCCCCUCCCGCCCCGGAGAGACAAGGAGGGGGCAAAGAAAACUUUUCCCCCUUAAUUUAUUUUUUUUUAAAAUUUUAUUUUAUUACAUUUUUAUAUAAUAUUAUUGUAUUAUAUUUUUCCUUCUCUUUCUUCUAAGCCUUGUAUGGACUGUGGUCCUCGCCCGCAGCCAUGGGGAAGAUGCUAUCCAAGAUCUUUGGCAACAAAGAGAUGAGGAUCCUGAUGCUGGGCCUGGACGCUGCCGGGAAGACCACCAUCCUGUACAAGCUCAAGCUGGGCCAGCCAGUGACCACCAUCCCCACCGUCGGCUUCAACGUGGAGACGGUGACCUACAAGAACGUCAAGUUCAACGUCUGGGACGUUGGGGGCCAGGACAAGAUCCGCCCCCUCUGGAGACACUACUACACCGGCACCCAGGGGUUGAUUUUCGUGGUGGACUGCGCCGACCGCGACCGGAUCGACGAAGGGCGGCAGGAGCUCCACCGCAUCAUCAACGACCGGGAGAUGCGGGACGCCAUCAUUCUGGUCUUUGCCAACAAGCAGGACCUCCCCGACGCCAUGAAACCUCACGAGAUCCAAGAGAAACUGGGGCUCACGCGCAUUAGGGACAGGAAUUGGUACGUCCAGCCCUCAUGCGCCACGUCGGGCGAAGGACUCUACGAAGGUUUAAUGUGGCUUACUUCCAACUACAAAUCGUAAUAAUUCUAGGGCCAUACAAAUCUAUAUAAAUAUAUUUCUAUAUAAUUUGCGCGCACACAAAAGAAAUCUCUAACCAAUGAACCCUAGAACAUAUAUUCUCUUCUGUCAAUUCCCCCUUUUCCUCCUCAGUACUUUUGUUGUUGCUUUUCUUUACAAAAGAAAUAUCUCUAGCUGGAGUGGAACAUUUCACCGGAGGUGUUGGUUUCCUUCCGAGUGCUGUGGGGUGCCUUUGGGAUCUGUGCAGAUCGGGGAGAAGUGGGGAAAGAUAGCUGGGGUUGCGUGGCCUCCCGGUUCUCUUUUCUCAUCCGUCUCCUGUGGUUCUCCAACCUGUGGUGUCUCUUAGUUGGUUUUACCCUGGAUUGACUUGGAUAGAAGUUUGGCCAAACCGGUGUUGUGUUGGAUUUGUGGCGGUGUUUUGAUCUGGAGCCCAGAUCUUUUAAGGGAAACAAAAGUCUCCAAUUAAGAGUCCACUUUUGGUUCAAUGUGGAUAGUUGCCUCAGCCCUUUUCUUGCAACCCGGGUUGCCGGAGGAGACCAUGGGCGCAGUAUUAAUUCUCUCUUGUCACAUUCUGCGAUGACACGAGGUUCAUUGGCUGGAACGCCUUGCCGUCGCAGACCGCCUCCUCUUAACACACCCAUCCCGUUGCUCGGGUUCCCUCCUUGUUCCUUGACCUGCUCAACCUGCCUGGCGUGGAAGAGGCAAGGAUGUGCAUGCCCCCGGCCUGGCCAAACCAGUUUCCCCACCACAAGAUGGGUGGGAAGGAAGAAACCACCGGUCGGAGAGGUAGCAAGCGCCCUCUCCCUGCAUCCUAAGCAGCAAUCUCAGCUUUCCGAAGAAGGCUUGAGUUAUAAAAGCAUGAAUGGGUUUUUUUUGGUUUAAGAAGGGACAUUCUGGAUUGCCUUUUGCGGGUUGUCCCAGUUCCACUUGCUUUGCUUCUAUAAUUUCCUUGCAGGACUGAAUGGAUAAGGGGGCUUGUUCUGCUUUGGGUUACGUUUUGAUUCCUUUGUCUCUUUUCUGUUGUAAAAUUGUGCUUUCCGAAAGAAAGUAGAUCUGUAUCCAUUCUGUUAAGCAUUGGUUCUGACCCUCCCUGGACCACACACUCUUGCCAAAUGUCCUGUGGAAAAGAGCCAUUACUUAAUUGAACUUUUUCUUCGGAUCAUUGGGUUGAGCUCAUCUUCUGCCCUGGAAAGUAAGACCUCUUCUUUCAGAGAUGAGGUUUGAGUUGGCUACUAGUUGUUAUGGAGCUUCAUCUCCCAUCAGUCCUACAGCUCAUGUCGAGCCAGGAAUGCUAGAUGUAAUCCGGCAACAUCCAGACGACGGUGUAAUACUCAUCCCAGUUCUACCUGAUUGGAGGCAGGGUGUGUACCUCUUUGUGUGCGUUGAGCAACGUACUCACAAUUGUCAAAUUCGGUUCCCAGCCGCAGAUUUGGAUGCCUUCCAAGGGUUGGCUGCGGAGGUGUUUUUCCUUUAUGUGUUUGUUUUAAUUCUAAUCUUAUUAAUGAAGCUGAUCGUACGUGGCCCGUUCGGGUGUGCACCGUCUUCCCAGAGCCAAACCCAAACGAAGGGACCAAGGAGUUAACUUUUUUUAAAAAAUACAUAUAUAUUCUAUGUUCAUGUUACUUGUCACCAGUUUCCCUGUUUUACGAAGCUGUUCCUCUGUUUGAGACGAAUUUUUAAGAAGCGGAGAUUGGCAGAAGAGCAUUCCAUGGCAUCGGGAAUAAAUGCUUGUCGAAGGCUUUCGUGUCCGGAAUCACUGAGUUGAUGUGAGUUUUCCAAACUGCAUGGCCAUGUUCCAGAAGCAUUCUCUCUUGACGUUUCGCCCACAUCUACGGCAGGCAUCCUCACAACCUCUGAGGAUGCCUGCCGUAGAUGUGGGCGAAACGUCAGGAGAGAAUGCUUCUCCCCACAGCCCGGAAAACUCACAGCAACCCAUUUUCCAAACUGUUCAUUUUAAGACAGAAAGGCUGUUUUGUCUGUUCUCCUCCCAACGCGAAUACUCAGGGAGCACCUGUGUUUUCCAUUCUCCUCCUUACUCUUCUCCUUUCCUUUUGCACUCGGUCGGUUCUUUGGUUUACGUGUUAAAUUCUGCUUUGAAGCCUUCCUUUUUGCUCUUCGAACCAAAGGCUUGAUUAAAACCGUUCCCUUCCUUUAAGAUCAAA